ACUAUUAUAGUUAAGGAUAGAGCUAUUAAUAAGAAUAGAGAGAUAUGGUAUCUUAUAUAUAUUACUAGCUAUAUUAAAGCUACUAAAAUUCAGGUAAAGAGUAUAUUAAAUACUUUAAAGAUUUUAAGAAAUAAAGAUAUACUAGUAUAA
This is a messenger RNA of Hyaloscypha bicolor E, 150 nucleotides long. RefSeq lists its product as uncharacterized. NCBI's taxonomy places the organism in Eukaryota, Fungi, Ascomycota, Leotiomycetes, Helotiales, Hyaloscyphaceae. The transcript has a single exon. The record is from RefSeq and is a predicted model, not a curated record. The annotation marks the transcript as partial.